UGCUCAUUUUUUUGUUUUAAAGGUAUUUAAAACGAAUUAGUUUAUUUCGCUUGGUGAUAUAAAACGUAAAAGAUUUUUAAAAACGGGUACAACAAAAGGGAACUUUUUACCGAAACGACCUGUUUAUCUGCUUCACAAAAUAGAAUUUGGUUGGGCCCAAAUGAGAUAUUUGAAUCACUGAAGAAUUGUUCAACGAAAUCGUUUGUGUAAGAUUUCAUACAGAAUUUAAUCAUGGCAGAAGCAGAAAACAACAUAGUUGAAGAAGAUUCGUUUGAAGUAUUAGAUCUCACGGAGUUGGCAAAUCGUGGAAACUCUUUGUAUGAAAGAGUUCUACAAAAUGCCAGAAAUUUCGCAACAUAUCAACCGGCAAGUCAAAUUGCCAUUGGUGGAACUGGGGGAUUAGUUGUUGGAUAUCUUUUCAAGAAAGUGGGAAGGGUUGUUGCUUCUGCUGUGGGCGGUGGACUCUUGAUCAUGCAAGUUGCUCAUCAGACCGGUUAUGUUACAAUUAACUGGAGAAAAGUAAACCGAGAUGCAAACAGGGCACAACGCAACUUGAGAGAUGAACAUCCUGCUAUUAAUUCUACAAUUUCAAAGAUAAAAGAAAUUUUCAAAUCAAACGCUGCUGUUUCUGUGGGUUUUGCUGGCGGCUUUCUGAUGGGCAUGGCAACAUAAACCACUUGUAUUGGAAAUGUUUUCUUUCCAUAGAUAAUCAACACUGUGGAAUAUAUGCUAUUGUAAUGCAAACAACCAACCAAGCGAAGCAGUGCUGCAAUAGUGAAACAAAUAAGAAAAAAACAAGCAUGCAAAUAGUAUAUAUAAAGGCGUGUACUGCUUUGCCUGAGCGUUCAAGUUUCGUGGAUGAGAUGUAAUGAAGUUUUAAAAGUGGAACAAUUUGUGACUGCUGCCUGCAAUUUAUUUUGCAUAGUCUUUAUGAAAUACAUUAAAUUUUGCUA
This is a messenger RNA of Ciona intestinalis (vase tunicate), 953 nucleotides long. Its product is annotated as FUN14 domain-containing protein 1B-like. Gene Ontology annotation, cellular component: mitochondrial outer membrane. The record is from RefSeq and is a predicted model, not a curated record. Lineage: Eukaryota; Metazoa; Chordata; Ascidiacea; Phlebobranchia; Cionidae. Gene Ontology annotation, biological process: autophagy of mitochondrion.